AUGGACGCAACAGACCCUCCACCUGACGCUGGGGUUGCUACAUCGCCAGUGGCUGCGGUCAAAGUGGGUGCCCUCUGUGGUGCAUCUGGCCUGGUCUAUGGCGGGUUUUCUGGGGUGAUCCGAUCACCCAACCCCAUGAUCCAUUCGUUGUCUUGCGGAAUACAUUGGUUCGCAUGUGGUUCGGCAUACUGGUGGAUGCGAAGCAAUGUCAUUGCGCACCACUACCAGAACAAUGCGUCGCCAAGGGAGCGAGCCCAUGUCAGCGCCCUCUGCGGAGGAAUUUCCGGCGGAGUGGUGACCAGGAUGAUGGGCGGUCGGUUGAUUCCCGGCUUGGUGGUCUUUUCCUUGCUUGGCUAUGGCGGGCAAACGGCCUUUAAUUAUGUGGAUGGGUGGCAGAUGGAGAAGGCGCGAAACACUCCAAAACCAUUUCUUCAACGCAUGGCUGAGUCCAAAUGGAUUCCUUUCCGACAUCUGUCUGAUCAGGAGUAUCGGGAGAUGCUGAGCGAGAAGCUACUAAGUGUGGAAGCGGAGAUUGCUCUCCUGGAUGAGAAACUGGAGGAGUUGACAGAAAGCCGUCCCCAACCUGCGUCGAAGCAGCCGAGCGGCAAGGACUAA
Penicillium diatomitis is the source of this 615-nucleotide messenger RNA. RefSeq lists its product as uncharacterized. Bases 1 to 615 code for a protein of 204 amino acids. The transcript has 4 exons. The record is from RefSeq and is a predicted model, not a curated record. NCBI's taxonomy places the organism in Eukaryota, Fungi, Ascomycota, Eurotiomycetes, Eurotiales, Aspergillaceae.